This is a messenger RNA of Nymphalis io (European peacock), 6280 nucleotides long. It is a transcript of the gene Sik3, whose product is annotated as serine/threonine-protein kinase par-1. Bases 45 to 4853 code for a protein of 1602 amino acids. NCBI's taxonomy places the organism in Eukaryota, Metazoa, Arthropoda, Insecta, Lepidoptera, Nymphalidae. Gene Ontology annotation, molecular function: ATP binding; protein serine/threonine kinase activity; tau-protein kinase activity. Gene Ontology annotation, cellular component: cytoplasm. The transcript is spliced from 23 exons. Gene Ontology annotation, biological process: microtubule cytoskeleton organization; intracellular signal transduction; protein phosphorylation. The record is from RefSeq and is a predicted model, not a curated record.
GAAGUACGCGGGUCUAGCUGGAUGUACCGCGCUCGUCCUCUACAAUGGCUAGUAAUAUUAAGCCGAUGCACAAGACCAAACACUUCCCGAUAGACCAGCUAGUAUGCGUCGGCAACUACGAGUUGGAAAAAACUAUUGGCACGGGCAACUUCGCCAUCGUAAAACUCGCCACACAUUCUAUAACUAAGAGUAAGGUAGCAAUAAAAAUAAUAGACAAAUCGCGAUUGGACGAAGACAACUUGAAGAAGACAUUCCGGGAGAUAGCAAUCAUGAAGAGAUUACAGCAUCCGCACAUCGUAAGACUUUAUCAGGUUAUGGAGAGCAGUCACACGCUAUACCUAGUCACGGAGUAUGCGCCUAACGGUGAAAUUUUUGAUCACUUAGUUUCAAAAGGGCGUAUGCCAGAAUCAGAAGCGGCGAGGGCAUUUGCACAGAUGGUGGCGGCUGUCGGAUACUGCCACGCGAAUGGUGUCGUACACAGAGACUUGAAGGCGGAGAAUUUGUUGCUGGACAAAGAUAUGAAUAUUAAGUUAGCUGACUUCGGUUUUAGUAAUGAAUACACAGCUGGUGCUGCGCUGUCCACGUGGUGCGGGAGUCCGCCAUACGCGGCUCCGGAGUUGUUUGAGGGACGACACUACGAUGGCCCGAAGGCUGAUAUAUGGUCCCUUGGUGUGGUUCUAUAUGUGCUGGUUUGCGGUGCUCUGCCCUUCGAUGGCAGUACUCUUAGCGAGUUGAGGAGUGUGGUGCUCAGCGGGAAGUUUAGGAUACCAUAUUUUAUGUCACAAGAGUGCGAGCAGCUGAUCCGGCACAUGCUGGUGGUGGAGCCCGAGCGGCGCCUGUCGCUGCGGGGGGUGGCGCGCCAUCGCUGGCUGCAGGCGCACCAGCCGGGGCCCGGGCCCGGCAGCUACGACGCGUCGGGCGGCGCGUGCGCGUGCCACGGGCCGCGCGCGCCGGGCGACGCGGCGCUGCACGACGCCGUGCUGGCGCGCAUGCUGGCGCUGCCCGGCCUGGCGCUGCAGCACGUGCAGCAGUCUGUGCAAGAGGAACGCUUCGAUCACAUAUCCGCUAUAUAUCAUUUACUAAUGGACAAAUUGCAACAGAAAGACGGCUCAACGGACAUGGACAGAGAUUCACUGGACUCCACGACAGGCCUACCGUUAGAUCUCACUAGUUGUAAGAGCGGUGAAGAGGAACAAAUGGAGGCUGAGGAUAGCAGUUCGGGUUCAGACGGCUUGCAGGCACCUGGAUAUUUUACUGCUGGACAGGGAGACAGUUUCGAAAAGUUCGGGUCGGGCUCGCACGAGGGCGCGGGCGAGGCGGCGCGGCCGGCGCGCGCGCGUGCACACGACGCGCCCGCCGCGCGCCGGCACACCGUGGGGCCCGGCGACUGCCGCCAGGCGAGCGAAUUAUCCGGACGUAAUGUACCACACUGCGCCUCAGCACACUUCAGCUGCGGGGUGGCCCCGGCGGCGCUGGCGCAGGCCGAGGUGUCGCUGCUGCCCAACACCAACCUGGCGGCCAAGCUGCCCGCCGUGCAGCACCACCCACCCCGCUACUGCAGCGUCAAGGACCACCACCUGCUCAAGCCGCCGGUCGCGAUGCAGACACAAGCGUCGUCGUUCGGGCGGCGCGCGUCGGACGGCGGCGCACACGUGCGCGCCAGCGACGCCUGCUCUGCGCCUAAGCACCACGUUUCAGAUAGUGGAACACCCACGAGGCCAUCAGACGCUGAGCAGGCGGAGGAGCAAGCUAGCGAUUCUACGUACAACAAUAAUUUAUGCAGGUACAUGCUGAACCGGGGUAGCAGCAAGCGGCACACCAUGGCCACGCCAGAGGACGCCGCCAGCUCUGCGUGCGCGCCCCCCACCAUGGCGGCGGGCGGCGCGGCGUCGGCGGCGAGCGUGCGCGUGCGGCGCAGCGGGCUGCUCACGGUGACGGAGCGCCCGCCCGUAAUUAGUCCGGAGCUCGUUAUGGAAGUCGAGGCGCGAAUGAAACGAAACUACCUCCCCCCAUCGAUACAAGGGGGCUACAGUUACCAAAACCAGACCGGUUACCAGAGCCCCCCACCUGCCAACACCCAAAAUCCCCAGGGUUCAAUAACAGCGGGUACUCCGAAUUACGCUAAGAAUUCUAUGAAACCAGUCUUAGAAACUAUACCUCAGGGUAGUAUAAUGGGCUUGAAUCAAGCAGUCACCCCCUAUACCCCAUCUAUAUCUCAAUUCUCGCCCACCCACGGGGCUGUUGUUUCGCAAACUGGGUCAAUAAUAAGUGGUACCCCUAUAUCUAAUCAGGGAUCAAUCCUAACUGGUACCUCCAUGCAAAGCCAAUCAUUCAACACUCCUAACCAUGGUUCAAUUAUUUCUGGCACUCCUCUAAAUAACCAAAGUUCCAUGGAUACUGGUUCCGUCCAGAAUCAACCAAUACUAACCACCUCGUUGCCGAACCAAGGCUCGAUUAUGACAGGAACUCCAAUUCAAAACCAGGGGUCAAUUAUGACUGGCACACCUAUCCAAAACCAAGCGUCCAUAUUAACGGGGCCCUUGCAAAACCAGAAUUUCAAUUCAGCAAUACAAAACCAGGGUUCAAUUUUAACUGGAACCCCGAUCCAGAGCCAAAAUUUCACUCCCACUAGCACGUUGCAAAAUCAAGGAUCCAUAGUUUCCGGUACACCAGUUCCAAGUCAGGGCUCGAUAGUGUCCGGUACACCAGUUCCAAGCCAGGGCUCGAUAGUUUCCGGUACGCCAGUUCAAGGCCAGGGUUCAAUAUUGUCCGGGAUACCAAUGGAUUCCAAGAACUUCGGUACUGGUUUUGGUAACUUUGGUUAUAACCAAACCUUCGGUCCGAACCCAACGAAUGUACCAAGUGGUUCCAUAACCGCUGGCACUCCGGUCAGUGGCAGUGGGUUCAAUCAGAAUCAGUACAGUCGCCACCGGAAGUACUCUGGCCCUCAGCGUGUUAAACUGCAAAUGUUGGCCACUGUACAAGAAAUGGCGCGCGAGCACGCGGAGCGCUACUCGCCCGUGCGGCGCGCGGAGGUGUCGCCGCCCCGCGCCGCGCACGACCUCGCGUCCGCGCGCCUCGAGUACCAGCAGCUGCAGCGUGGUCUGGAACGUCGUUCGGGUGGGGCGCCCCCCGGUGUGGGUGGAGUGGGGGGCGCGUCUCCCCCCGCGGAGCGGCUGCACACCCCCGCCACCUCUGUACCAGGGUCUCCGAUUCACGCUGGAGCCUCCGCCCCCACUCUGGAGCUGAGCGCCGACCCCGCGCAGGACCUAUCAUUAAAAUUAGGCAUAAAUUUAAACACCUUAUACUCGCCUCAACUCUCGCAAGAAGUAUUCAAAUCGAUCCAGUAUGGGAGCUAUGGGCUGCUGUCUGGACACACCUCCCCCGCCAGCCCCGGCUCCCCCCUCCACCAAAUCACAGAAGGCUUAAGUUAUUUACACACAGGUUCCAUAACCAGAGGAACGCCGCAACCCAACGCAACACCCUUAGAUUUAAGAAGUAAUGUAGACAUGGAUACGACCUUCCCUCAGCUCCAUCCGAUGGUCCAUCCUCAAAUACACGUAGUGGCUCACAGAUCUCUCAACAAUUCCCCCAUUUCUAAUCCCGGGUCACCCCUAGAUAUGAUUCAGGAGGAGAUUGGUAACGGUAGCCAGAAUGGCGAAGCUAAAUUCCCAGAAAGGACCUUCCAGCUCCAAAACUAUGCUUCAACUCAUCCGCAGAUUAGCUUAACGGAUUGCCUGGGAUCAGAGAUCACACUUGUGGCGUCGUCGUCAGAGGACAGCGUGGAUAGUUUAGAAAAUUCCAAAUAUCCAUUACCGCAGUUCGUCAUAUCGGAGCCAUCGGACUUGGACGAUCGACCGUCGAUAACCAAAGGUAUAGGUAGGAAAGUUAGCCAGGAGACUGAAUCUAUUGAACUGCCCAAAGAUAUAGAAAAUUUAGAUAAGGAUACAGAAAUGCCAUCGCCCAAAGAAAGCGUUGACGAAACGAGUAAAUAUUUGACGGAGGAGCUCGCGAGGCGGGGGAGCGACAAGUCCUUAGGUUUUAGCGACGACUCCUUAAGCAACGACUCGGCAAACGCUUCGCCGAACUGCGAACAAAACAUACAGUCCAUAUAUUCCAAUAUAGUAUCAAUUAGUUCAGGAUUUAGCGAAAACAGGGGUAGCUUCUCGGAGCACAGAGAAUCCUUCUCUUUUUCCGACAGGGGUAGUUUUUCAGAGAGAGGAGAUUUUGGACGGUCUUCGUUCUCAGAAAAGAGCGACUUUGGUAGAAGCAGCUUUUCAGAGAAGGGAGAAACUCCAAGGUCUUCGUUCUCAGCUCAAGGUGUUUUGGGUGAAGUUAAAGAAUAUUACGAAGACGUUUACAUGCCUAGAGAUAAAACCUUAGAUAAAUUCGAAGAGGAGAGUCCGCACACUAAUGAAAUUGAGAAGCUGCAGCGAUCUACGAUGGACUUGCGUUUAUCAGAAAUAUGUAGACCGGAAGACCAAAGAAUACCAAUUCUCUUGAGCCCCCAAAAAGUUUCUUGCGUUCAGGAGUACUACGAGGUCGCGCUAUCAACUGUCUGUUCCCAAUUAGAUUCACAAAGGAUAGUAGAAUUGCUAAAAGAUACAAUUAACACGAGAGUGCCCCCCCAAAACAUUUUCAUCGAAAAAGGUGAUCAGAAGGACAAAAGUGAUGAUUCGGAAGCGCUAACUGGUUUCCUAAAUUUAGAAUAUUCUGGUGGUAUCCAGAUAGAACUAGUUGUUUGCGAAAAUAAGGCGAAAGAAAAGAAGGGCUUGAAAAUGCGACGGAUAUCCGGCGACCAGCGGGAAUACGGGAAACUAUGCCAGCAACUGAUCACUAGUCUGACGGUUUAGAUUUUUUGUGGAUUUUUGUGAAUCGAUAAAGUAUUUUCCGCAUCGGAAUUUUGACAAGAAUCAAAGUCGGCUACUAUUUUUGGUCGCUAAUUAAAGCUUGAGUUUCGAUGCUAUAACGGAAGCUGUAUUUCUGACGAUUUUACGACGAAGGAAAUGAAAAAAAAAAAAUCACAGUUGGUUGAUUGAUUGAAAGAUCAAUCGUUGAUUUUUCAUAGCAUUUUCUUGAUUUUCCGUUAUCUUUUGGAUUGUGUGUUAGCUUAUAAGGGGAGAUAACUCUCACCAAGCAAGACCAUUACAAAAUAACCCAAAGAAUAACACGCGUCCACCGUUAACCUGCUUUUUUGAAGUUGGUUGGGUAUAAAGAAAUAAACGGAAAUAAUACUAAGUACAGAUGUACUUUGUCGUAUGACGUUAAAAAAUGUGAUAAAAAUAGUACUAUAAAAGGGUCCAGUUUAGAGAAAUUUGGACUUUAAAAGGUCAUUACAUAUACUGUAACAAGAUAUGAUCAUAUCAUAACGCCAUAGAGUUCAGUCGUGUAAUUAAAAAAUGAACCUUAUUUGUUUGAGCAUUUAAUUAAAUUUCUAAAUUAAAUUCCUCUUCUAUAUUUAUGGGAUCACACCAUCGCUGAUUCCAAUGGCUAAAGUAAAGUUAUAUAAACACUUUGAUUUGUUACAUCAAUAGUAGAGUUAAUAGUCUAUGGUAUUCGUUGAAAUGUUUUUAAUGUCGGCCAUUGUUAGCUAAACGGAAUCGUUUUGUAUUAAGAACUUGUUAAGCAAAUCUAUGGUUUGUUUAUCUUUACUUUUAUUGUCAUUGGAAUAUUUAGUUUAUUUAUUAUACAGCUGCGGCCAUAUCUUUGUUUACAAUGCCAUGUUCUAUAGUUUGGUGUGUUGAAUCCAUUUUAAUUUCAAGUUGGUUUGUAUCAGUAUUUUGAACCUUAAUCGGUUCGAAUACGGUUCAAAUCAGAUUGACUUUAUGUAUAUAAUUUUCUCUGAAAUUUCAGAUGUAUUUGUAUAUUAUGUCGAUAAAAACAAUUGAAUUUAUUUAUUCCAAGAUUUAUUGUACGAUUCCAUAUUAGAUUUUAAUAUAGUUUAAGUCUGUAUAUAUAGUUAAGGUACAUUAAACGGCAUUUUAUUAUAAUUUGAUACGAAAUUGUUUUUUUUUAAUUAAAAUCAAAUUAAUAAGAAAAUGUUGCGUAAAUGUUAUGACGCAGAUGCAACGGACAAUAUCCAUUGGAUUUGAAAUAUAUUUUAUUUCCUAAGUAAAUAUAUGUUAUAUAUAUGUUAUUUUUAUACAGAGUCAGGGUUGUCCGUCGUCUGUCUGUGUCGCUAGUUGAUACGAAUGCCAUGCGUAGUUAGUGUCGCGUUAUCAAAGUUUAAAAAUUCUUGUAAAUAAUAUUUUAAUAAACAAUUCCGAUUCCAUAAUGUUAA